Messenger RNA from Trichoderma virens Gv29-8, 840 nucleotides. RefSeq lists its product as uncharacterized. The record is from RefSeq and is a predicted model, not a curated record. The transcript is spliced from 4 exons. The coding region runs from base 1 to 840 and encodes 279 amino acids. Gene Ontology annotation, cellular component: Las1 complex; preribosome, large subunit precursor. Gene Ontology annotation, biological process: maturation of 5.8S rRNA; maturation of LSU-rRNA. Gene Ontology annotation, molecular function: endonuclease activity. Lineage: Eukaryota; Fungi; Ascomycota; Sordariomycetes; Hypocreales; Hypocreaceae.
AUGGUGCAGUAUGUGUUUACGCCUUGGCGGGACCGCCACGAGUUGCUCCUUGUGCGGGAGCAAUUCUAUGGCUCCGAGGCGUUGAUGCAGGCUGUUGGGCAUAUCCAGGGCGAGGAGGGGCAGGACUUGAAUCAGGGGGAUGCACGGCGCACUACCGCUACGGCUGCGGCUAAGAAUCACCAGACAUCACGAGAGCAGGGAGACGGAGAGAAGCACAAGGCCGUGGGGCGAGUCUCCAUGUGGAUGCAGCGCGGCAACUGUCCGCACAUGGUGGAGUCGACGGCAUUGCUCAUGGCUGCAGUCCUGAGUGACGAGGCCGCGGCCACGGGGAAUGCAGGAGCAUCGACGUAUGCUGUGAGGGCUGCAUAUGCAGCUGCGUUUAGUCGCUUCGUCACUGGCUUGUUGGAUGGGCAUCAAGACAAGCUGCGCAAGCAGAGCAUGUACUCAAUCGCCAAGAACAUUGGCUUGCCGGCUACCUUUGUUGAGCUUAGGCAUCAGGCCACGCAUGAGCAGCUGCCAUCCCUUGCCAAACUGCGAUCCGCCGCAAAGAAAGCCCUCGCCUGGAUUUGGGACUACUACUGGAAGCACCUGGGGGAGGCAGAAAAGGCCAAGGAUCCAUGCAAGGAGCUGUGCUUGAAACUGUCAAAAGAUAUGGCGGCCAUGGCCACCGAGGAGGCGAACCGUCCGGAGCCGGAGGGGAGUAGGAUGCCGGAGGAACAGGAACAGGAUGAGGAACAAGAGCAGGAUCUGGACCUGGAUCGGGACCGAAGCCCGGAGCCGAACACGGGAUGGUCCCGUUAUAGCGGUGCUUGGAAACCGAAACCUAUUGGUGUAGCGUGA